AGCUUGUCCAUCUCAAGCCAGAUGCGCACUCGCGCCGGGCGCAGGCUGCAGGAAUGGCAGCUCAGGGCCGAGUGGGCCAGUCCCACGUUCUUGGCCACAACGGCAGUCAGAUGACACUUGCGCAAAACUCAGCAACCCGGCGUGCUCUGGCUGCGUCUGUCACGCACGCCGCCCUGGAGAGAGCUCGAGCAGAGCGCGAGGCUCCACUUAGCACUUUGGAGCACAGGCAGAAGGAGGCCCGGGCUGGUCUGAAUCAGCUGGGACUCUCAUCAGUUCCGAAGGCUAAAGCCGAGAAGGGAUGGGCCUGGUGCGUUCAAGGCCGUCAGACACCCGACAUAUCAGGACUGCAGAAGGCGGCCAGCCUGGCAGAUCUUCGCAACUCAGAGGUAGAGGUAGUUCGAGGCCUUUGCCGCGCAGAGGGCUUCGCGCCGUGCCCGGAAGGUGAGCGGCCGUUCUACGGCGAGUCCCGCGCCCAUGGCGAAGAGCUGUGGGACGGCCGGAUGCGAGGCGGCGAGUUGGCCAGGACGGGUGGAGUUGACGAGCGUUCGGAAGGCAAGUGGCAAGCGAGGAACGGCUGGGCUGGCACCUUCCCGCUGAAUCAUCAGAGGGGCUGCAUGCCAUGGGCCAGCUGAGUGUCACCCUGCACCGGGCACUCCACAGGAUCCCGCCUUUGUGUGCGACCAAAGCUGGAAGCACCAGCUGCCAAUUUCACAAGAAUUUAGAUAUCCAAGAGAGACAAUACAUAUCCGG
Molecule: messenger RNA, 750 nt
Organism: Effrenium voratum
Lineage: Eukaryota; Dinophyceae; Suessiales; Symbiodiniaceae
Source: the annotation of a GenBank genome assembly